GGCCUCCACGCGGACCGGUAGUCUGGUCACGACUCGCGCACCACCGAGCAUGACCGUACUUAACGCGAAACCAACCGACAAAUGAAUUCGAAAUUUUUAAAACAAUUAAAAUAGAAAAAAAAAACGCUACCGCGAGUUUCUUGUGAGUUUCCUUUCGUAAAUAAUUUCGGGCCCACCUGUUGGCCGGCCUCGUCUUGACAACGUCACGAUCUGUUUACAAGCGGGGACCACCCUAAGCCGUGGGUCAUGACGCAAUGUUUUAUGGCCGCCCCGUGCCGCGUUACUACAAACCGAAAAACAACACUUUCCGUUUCAAAAUAGAUUUUCGUAUUUCCGCACGUGACUCGUUCGACGCGUAUUUAACGCGUAAAUUGUCAACGGUUUUCAAUUAAAUUGAAUCAUAUUCAGUUACAACCACGAUUUUACAAACGCAACUUGUUUCCGAACUUGUAUCUCGAACGUAAACACGACGCGUCCUAUAGAACAACGAGUCUGUUUUCGGUCAAUUAGCCGUGCUAUUAGUAACGAGUCUCGUAACAAAGAAAGAUUUUGUUACGAAUAAUUAUUUACGCAACGUUAAAUACUUAAUUAGGAGCGAUCCGAAACCUAAAGCCCAAGGCCCGCAAUGAAUUAUCAAUGCUCGGUAAUGGUUUUGUAAUUCGAAUGCGAGAAUAAUAAUCCGAUGAAGCAAUGCAAAUAGUAAUCGAAAUACCGCUUUUAAUAAAUGAAUAUCGUGACUACGAACACUCAUUCAUUCCGAAAUGAUUAAUUUUAAUUUAACUAUUACGUCUCCUCGAAUACUGACACCAAUAACUUUCAAUUUUGAUAUUUCGAAACACAUUUGCGCCAUAAAUAUCGUAUCAACUUCAUUCGUUUAUCAACACAAUACGUUCGAACGUGUUAACGAAAAUAAUUAUCGCCUCGCAAAGUAUCUUACAAAUUUAAACUAUAAACAUUCAUCAUCACACUAACACCGCGUCCAAACUUACGCGAACUUUUCUUACAAACUCAAACGCCAUCGCGUUUCUAAGCUGCCAGCAAUUUUGUUAACGUUCAAAUCGUAAAAAAGAACUUAGAUUUUUGAUUUAUUAAUUUUAGUUAAAGGAGGCUAUGAGAAACGCCCAAAGCGAACUAAUUUGCUACCGAUAGCAUAUCAAAUACAGUUUUGAAAACAUAUCGCUAAUUCUAAACGUUCCGAGUUACGGUAACGCUAAGAACCAAAGGCCAUCGAAAAUGACAGUGGACGGAUUAACGCAAAAACAUUAUCUAUAUAUAAAAAAUAAAUAAAAACAGAGAUUUUACUGUGAAUAACACUGAGACAGGAGUGAAUUCGAACGGUGAUUGAAAGUGAUUUGAUUAGUGAGUGACUUCGUUUGACUCGGUGAUAGCGUAUGAUGUGACGAUGUGGCGAGGCAAACCGCUGCUCGAAGGCAGCAGACAGGGCUCGGUCGACGGCAAAAGUAAUGUUUCUAAUGACAAAGAGCUGGUACACAAGUGCCACAGCGACCCCGGUGGUGGACGAGCGUUGGGUGCAGCUCCAAGGACACACAGACAUCGAUCCGCCUCCGGUGCGUUGAGGAAAUGCGUUCUCACCCUCGACGGAUACUCGUAUGUUAUCGUGGCGAGUCCGCCGGGAGGCGCGGGCGCACCGCGGGAGGAGGCGCCACGUCCUCCGCCGCUCCCCACGCCCCGCAACGGCACCCCUCCCAAGCAAGGCGCGCUGACAAUCGUCCGCCGUUCUUCAAGCCGGAGUAAGACCGAGAGCUGCUCCACUCCUACUGACGAACAACUCGACCAGCUCGAUCUAGAAACUGAACACUUGCCCGCCGUCGACACGCCCGACGCUUGCGAUAAGGCCGCACUGAGAUUACGCUAUCUAUUAAGACAGUUAAACCGAGGUGAAAUUUCUGCAGAGACUUUACAAAAGAACCUACAGUAUGCUGCAAAAGUGCUUGAAGCUGUCUACAUAGAUGAGACCAAACCGGCAGUGGCGCGUCAGCAGUCGGCCCCAACCCUGGUGUUUAGACGAUUAGCUGAUGAAGAUGACGAGCUCUCUGAGGUACAGCCUGAUGCAGUGCCCCCUGAGGUUCGCGAAUGGCUGGCGUCGACAUUCACGAGACAGCUGGCGACCGCCAAACGGAAGUCGGACGAGAAGCCAAAGUUCCGGUCGGUGGCCCAUGCGAUACGUGCCGGAAUAUUCGUCGACAGAAUCUAUCGCCGGGUCACCAGUACCGCUCUUAUGCAGUUUCCUCAGGAUGUCGUUAGAGUAUUGAAGACGCUGGAUGAAUGGUCUUUCGACGUGUUCACUCUGCACGAGGCGGCCAACGGGCAACCGGUCAAAUACUUAGGUUACGAACUGUUGAAUCGAUACGGAAUGAUUCAUAAAUUUAAGGUUCCUCCGACAAUCUUAGAGAACUUCCUCGGCCGGAUAGAGGAGGGCUACUGCAGGUUUCAUAAUCCCUACCACAAUAACCUGCACGCCGCUGACGUCGCGCAAACCGUGCACUACAUGCUGUGCCAGACCGGCCUUAUGAACUGGCUCUCGGACCUGGAGAUCUUCGCGACGCUGGUAGCCGCUGUGGUCCACGACUACGAGCACACGGGCACGACAAACAACUUCCACGUGAUGUCCGGCUCGGACACCGCCCUGCUCUACAACGACAGGGCCGUGCUGGAGAACCAUCACAUCAGCGCCGCCUUCAGGUUAAUGCGCGAAGAAGAAUACAAUAUACUCCAGAAUCUAUCCCGGGAUGAGUUUCGCGAAUUUCGUACGCUUGUGAUCGAUAUGGUGCUGGCGACCGACAUGUCCUUCCACUUCCAGCAACUGAAGAACAUGAGAUCGCUUCUGUCCCUCGCAGAGCCAACCAUAGACAAAUCGAAGGCUACAUCUCUGGUGCUCCAUUGCUGCGACAUUUCGCACCCUGCUAAGAGAUGGGAUCUCCACCACCGAUGGACAAUGAGUCUCUUGGAUGAGUUUUUCCUCCAAGGUGACAAAGAACGAGACCUUGGUUUGCCCUUUAGUCCGCUCUGUGACAGAAAUAAUACUCUAGUGGCGGAAUCCCAAAUUGGUUUCAUUGAGUUCAUCGUGGAGCCCAGCAUGGGAGUUUGUGCAGACAUGCUGGAAUGCAUUUUGGGGCCUCUGCACUCCGGCAAUAAAUCCGGAACUAAUGCAGCGACUGAACCGACUAUUGAUGAAAAUUCCGGCGCCGAGAGUGUUAACAAGUUCAAGAUAAGGAAACCUUGGAUUACCUGUCUCAGUGACAAUAAGAAGAUAUGGAAGGAGCAGGCUACUAAAGACGCCGAGGCCCGAGCCAACCAGGAGCAGGAGGAGAACAUAGAGGUUCAGCCUCCACCAGAAGAAUAAUAUUUAGCCACAUUUGUAAAUAGCGUUAGAACUAGUUGUUCGAACAUGCUAAAAACGCUAUUGAAAAAAUAGUAAAGGACCUGUGCUUGAGUGUGCAAAGACGCUUUA
Messenger RNA from Bombyx mandarina (wild silkworm), 3472 nucleotides. RefSeq names its product Phosphodiesterase 1c (gene Pde1c). The record is from RefSeq and is a predicted model, not a curated record. Lineage: Eukaryota; Metazoa; Arthropoda; Insecta; Lepidoptera; Bombycidae. Gene Ontology annotation, biological process: signal transduction. Gene Ontology annotation, molecular function: 3',5'-cyclic-nucleotide phosphodiesterase activity.